Molecule: messenger RNA, 794 nt
Organism: Anneissia japonica
Lineage: Eukaryota; Metazoa; Echinodermata; Crinoidea; Comatulida; Comatulidae
Exons: 5
Source: RefSeq, a predicted model, not a curated record
AAAAUAGUUGCAGCAGCGUUUUCGAUCCACCGAAUAGACGAGCAGGACUGAAUUUUUUCGCCAGUAAUUGAUAUAAAAACGCUAUUCUAAGCACCAUUGAAAUCGACAGGAACGCAUAAAAAGAUGGUUGUCAAUUAUGACUUUUAUAUCACUUGUCUAGAUGACCCAGAAUGGGAAAAAAGGAUACUUAAAAAACUUCAGAAUAAAGGAUUCAUGGGUUACCAUAAGGGGAAAUUUCCUCUUGGUGGCAUGAAACUUAGAAGCAGGUGCAAUGCUGUCCAAAGUCAUAGAGUCAAGAUUAUUGGGUUUGUGUCCCCAUCAGUGAGAAAAACAGACAUGGACACAUACACUGCAGCCUUAGCACUUGAAUUGGGUAAACUUGAUGAUGAUCAUAUCAUAUGCGUUAGGGUUACAAAAGAUGCAGUAAUUCCGAAGGAAUUCUCUGUUCUUGUAACUGUUGAAUGCUCGGAUGAGGAGGAGCUAUGUGAAGGCAUUGCUAAGUGUAUAACAAGCGUGAAUUGUGGAGGGUCUGUAAGAGAUUCAAUAGAUACAAGGAUGCAAGGGCAAAACCAGCAAAUAGGUGGCCAUGAUGAAAUAGAUGUUGCGCGUGCAGCAGAAGCAAGCAGAGGUAAGCACAUACAAAAAAACUACAACUCUACUACACUGAAGAAAAUGGCUGUUAAUGUAUUGGCUAAUCGCAUGUGGUAUAUUGGUGAUCUCGAUCACUGCAUUUACAUUGGUGAAUAUUUACCCAGAAAUAAAAGUGCCACUAAUGUAUUGGCUAAUCGCAUGUG